GAUUGUAGUUAUGUCGCUAUGGUGUGAACUAAUGGACACCACUCAAGCGUUUUGACUAUCGAAGAGUUCAUUUGACUCUUAAAUUAUAACAUUCUGGCACAUGACGUCACGUACUGGCCAAUAUUGAUGAAAUUCAAAAACCUGCACAGGGAUAAUUAGUCAAGACUUUAGUGCCGACUAGGUAACCAAUAUAACUCGCAAACUUACGGCAGCAAUUUAGCAUCUGGGGAUAGCGAGGAGUGUUUGCGCAAGUACCAGUCCCAUUCUUUAGGCGAGGAAUAAUUCAAGUUUGAUUAAGCAUUGUUUUUUUCUUGUUAGUUUCGUUUAUAUAAAAAGGUGUGACUUCAACCCACGAAAUCAUAUAAAGGUAUAACCUUUUCCACUGAAGCAGGAGAAUUCGGGAUACUUGCUCUGUAGAGGAAAACAGGAUUUGACAAUCAUGGAGGGAUUCAGGACAUCCGUUUAUUCCGUGCUUCUAUUCGUCGUAGCCACAUCGUCAAUUGAGAUUAAAACACAACAUUUUCGAGAAAAACAUUUGGUUAACCAACUAGACAAAGUCCGCCAUCAGCUACGGGAGUUAUCAACAUCAGUAGCAAAACUCAGGACCUCCACACAAAGGGAAGCCUGUGCUUUUGGUAUCAAUUCAGAUGUCUGCACGGAAAAUUACAUAGAGAAAAUGGCAGCUCACGAAGACAAUUUACAGGGACUCAAGACUGGGAAUCCUGGGAAAAGACGCCAAACACGAAGUGCUGGCAGCCCCCUGAAUUUAUUCGUAGAAGAUUUGCUAAGAAAAAAUGAAGCCUUACAGUCUAUUGAGCAGAUAUUAAAUAAUGUGUCCAAAACAGUACAUCAAGAAAAGAAACGAAGCUGUACCUUGAAUUUGGCUUACCAUUGUCAAACGUCGGAAUAUGCAGGACUAACAGAUCUUUACAACUAUCUCAACAGUAAUGCAAGUCCUGGAAAGAGGAGAUAACCAAGCCGUGUUCUUGUCAUAUUACACAUUAAACAUUCUGCAAAUGUACUAUCUUUUUCUUACUAGGUAUUUUGAUUUUCACCAAGAUUUCAUUGGGUAAUAAAAUAUACUGUAUGAUAUCUAUAAAAUUUUGCUGAUCCUAUUUAUCCUACGAAAUAAAAGUUCACAUAUAUUUUG
This is a messenger RNA of Ostrea edulis (European flat oyster), 1150 nucleotides long. RefSeq lists its product as uncharacterized. The transcript is spliced from 6 exons. Bases 440 to 973 code for a protein of 177 amino acids. Lineage: Eukaryota; Metazoa; Mollusca; Bivalvia; Ostreida; Ostreidae. The record is from RefSeq and is a predicted model, not a curated record.